AUGCCCGUCUUCUCUCGUUUGGCGGUAGCUGUCCAGCUUCUCAGCAUCCUCAUCACUCCUGCACUUGGCGCUGCUGCCGCCACACAGCAGUAUGACUAUGUGAUUGUUGGUGGUGGUAUCACGGGCCUGAUCGUGGCCAACCGUCUCUCCGAGGACAGGACCAAGUCUGUUCUCGUCAUCGAGAGUGGGAAAAAUGUCGACACCGAGGCGACGAAGAUCCCAUACAAGGCCAAUGAUUUGACAGCAGCAAAUGGCCUCCUAUGGGAUGGUUACAACUCCAAGCCCGAACCCGGUCUUGGUGGCAACACCUUCCCUGUUCUAGUCGCAAAGGUUUUGGGCGGCGGUUCAGUAAUUAAUGGAAUGAUCUACGACCGCGGUAGUGCGGCCGACUAUGAUGCUUGGGAGGCUCUUGGUAACAAGGGCUGGGGAUGGAACGGUAUGGAGCCAUAUUUCAUCAAAGGCACCACCUUCCAGCCCCCGACACCAGAGAUUGCCAAAGACUUCAACAUCACCUGGGAUCCUUCGACCUACGGUUCUGGCCCAUUGAAGGUCUCCAUUACCAGCAACCAGUAUGAGGACAUCAAGGACUACUGGGCCGCCUGGAGGGCUACUGGGGUGCAUGUACCUCUAGAUGGUAACAAUGGCGAGGCUUACGGCCCCUCAUGGUAUGCCAACACCAUGGAUGCGACCACUGGACGUCGAGCACACGCUCGUUACGCGUACUAUGAUCCCAUCCAGGCCCGUAGCAACUUGAAGAUCCUCACGGGAACGACUGCCAAUAAGAUCCUCUUUACCAACGCGAUGAAGCCUACCAUGGCCACUGGUAUCGAAAUCACUCUUGCCUCCGGAAAGACUUGCGCCGUUUACGCACGUAGGGAAGUUGUUCUCGCGGCUGGCGCCAUCCAAACCCCCAAACUCUUGCAGAUUAGUGGAAUUGGACCCAGGAAGGUCCUCCGGGCUGCCCGCGUCAACGUCCGCGUUGAACUCGAUGCCGUAGGCUCCAACUUUCAAGAUCACCCAUGGGCCACCGUCAUCUUCAACACCACGACCGACACCUUCCCAAAUCAAAAUUCCUUGGCCCAAAACGCCACUUUCAAUGCUACCGCAUGGGCAGAGUACGAGGCCAACAAGACCGGCCCUUACACAUACGCCCGUGGCAAUGCCCUCGCUUUCAUCUCGCUUCCCGAUAUGACCCAGGACGUCAAUGCCGUAGUCAACAGCCUCAACGGCCAAACAGACUCGGACUACCUUCCUGCAGCCUACCAGGGCAACAGCAAGCUCCUCGCGGGCUACGCCGCCCAGCGCAAAGUCAUCGCCGACCUCUUCAAGCGUCGCGACGCCGCCGUCGCCGAGUUCCCCGUCCCCGCAGACGGCACCUUUGGCCUCGUUGGUGUCGAGAAGCCACUAUCUCGUGGUACUGUCUCGCUGAACGCUUCCAACCCCACGGGCCCCCCCGAAAUCCUCCACAACGCCUUUGUCAACCCCGUAGAUCGCACCAUCAUGGCCAUUAGUCUGCGCUUCUUCCGCACCGUCUGGGCCCGUCCCGAGCUCAGCCGCUUCCGCAUCUCGGAAGUCUCGCCGGGGCCCCAACAUACUACCGACACGGAUAUCUACGACUCCCUCCUUCAACAGGGUCUGCUUAGCCCGACGCUCGCGCACCCUGCGGGCUCGUGUCCGAUGAUGCCUGCGAGUGCGGGUGGGUGUGUAAGUGACCAGUUGCUGGUGUAUGGAACGCAGCAUCUGUCUGUGGUGGAUGCGUCGAUUAUUCCCAUUAUCCCGUCGUGCCAUCUCCAGGCCACCAUGUACGGUAUUGGAGAAAAGGCGGCAGAUAUCAUCAAGGCCAGAAGGUAG
Plenodomus lingam JN3 is the source of this 1851-nucleotide messenger RNA. RefSeq lists its product as uncharacterized. NCBI's taxonomy places the organism in Eukaryota, Fungi, Ascomycota, Dothideomycetes, Pleosporales, Leptosphaeriaceae. Gene Ontology annotation, molecular function: flavin adenine dinucleotide binding; oxidoreductase activity, acting on CH-OH group of donors. Gene Ontology annotation, biological process: secondary metabolite biosynthetic process. The record is from RefSeq and is a predicted model, not a curated record.